Molecule: messenger RNA, 894 nt
Organism: Brienomyrus brachyistius
Lineage: Eukaryota; Metazoa; Chordata; Actinopteri; Osteoglossiformes; Mormyridae
Product: G-protein coupled receptor family C group 5 member B-like
Exons: 1
Biological process (GO): G protein-coupled receptor signaling pathway
Cellular component (GO): signaling receptor complex; extracellular exosome; plasma membrane
Molecular function (GO): protein kinase activator activity; G protein-coupled receptor activity; protein kinase binding
Source: RefSeq, a predicted model, not a curated record
GGAUCCGGCUCCAUCCUGACAAGGCCCUACACGGCCUUGUGUGAGCUGGAUGCGGUGUGGGGCUUGGUGGUGGUGGUGGCGGCAGCGGCGGCGGCCCUCGCCUCGCUGAUCCUGCUCCUGGUGGUACUGUGUCGCCUGCGGAAGAUCACAGAGGCUGAGGAGCGCAGCGGGGUGGCGCCGCUACUCCUGCUGCUCGCAGCCAUAUUUGGGCUCUGUGGCCUCAGCCUGGGAUACAUCGCUGAGCACCAAGAGAGCCUCUGCUUCGCCCGGCGUGUCCUGAGGGGGGUGUUGCUUGCUAUCUGCAACACCUGCCUAGUGUUCCAGGGUCUGCGACUGCGCCGGUUGGGACAAGGUGCUCAUAGCCCCAGCACAGGUCAACUGAUGGGGCUGGCGGUGGCCUUGGCCGUGUUGGAUCCGGAGUGGAUCCUUCUAGCCACGAUGUCCACGUGCCAGCCAGCCUGUGAAUACCAGCCGCUGGACUUUGCGCUGGCCACCACGUAUGUGCUGGUCCUGCUCCUGGCAGCACUGGUGGGGGCGGCCUGCAGUCUGUGGAGGCAGCAGCCACGGUGGAGGUGCAGGACCAUGUGGCUGCUCAUCACCUGCCUGGCCUCAGUCCUGCUGUGGGUGGCCUGGAUCACCUUCUGCCUGUAUGGCAACGCGGCGCUUGGCCUGCCCCCAACAUGGGACAACCGGGUACAGGCAGUGGUGCUGCUGGCACAGGCAUGGCUGCUCAUACUGCUGCACGCUGCUCCUGAGGUCCACGCCACCUUACGGCCCCCGUCCCGCAUGAGAGAGGCCAGUUUAGAGGAGGGCCUUUCUCACCUGUAGUUUGGAGCAAACCGGGACUUCGUGUUCAGUGACAACAACUCAGGUAUGGUACUUUGUUUUCGCUUC